Penicillium macrosclerotiorum is the source of this 1131-nucleotide messenger RNA. Its product is annotated as putative sulfite oxidase. Gene Ontology annotation, molecular function: oxidoreductase activity; molybdenum ion binding. The record is from RefSeq and is a predicted model, not a curated record. Lineage: Eukaryota; Fungi; Ascomycota; Eurotiomycetes; Eurotiales; Aspergillaceae. The coding region runs from base 1 to 1131 and encodes 376 amino acids. Gene Ontology annotation, cellular component: mitochondrion. The transcript has 2 exons.
AUGCACUGGUACUUCCAUGACAUGAUCAAACCUUUCCCCAAAAAAUUCGCAGUCUCAACAUAUUCUAACCUGAAGGUUAAUUUCAGAUUCAUCACGCCCCAAGAUCUAAGCUAUGAUCGCAACCACGGCCCGAUCCCACAUAUCUGUGCUGAUAAGCACUUUGUUCGAGUUGAUGGUCUUGUCAAAACGCCUCUUUCUUUCUCUGCAGACCAGCUUCGCUCCGAUUUUGCUCAGCAUGAGGUGACAUGUGCGCUUGAGUGUGCAGGAAACCGCCGCCAUACCAUGCGUACUCGAUUGAGUGAAGUGGAAGGUAUUGAUUGGGGAGAUGGAGCAGUCAUGAACUGCAAGUGGGAAGGCCCUCGUAUACGUGAUGUACUACUUCGUACGGGAUUAGGCGAUGAUGUGAUUCAAAAGAGCCAUGAAAUACAUGUGGCUUUUGCAUGCUAUCAGGUUCGCUGCCAGGAAGAUCACUGGUUUGGAUCAAGUGUCACACUAGAGAGAUGUUUACGAGAGGAUUGCGACGCUAUUAUUGCACUGAAAGUAAAUGAUGGCCCCCUGACUGCAAAUCAUGGCUAUCCUCUUCGUGUCGUUCUACCUGGUAUCACUGGUGCUCGUUGGGUCAAAUGGCUUGAUCGCAUCACCAUUCAAGCCAAGGAGUCUCCAAAUUUCUAUCAACAAUAUGACUAUAAAAUUCUCCCUCCCGAGGCUGUCAACGAGGAGUCGGCCGAAAAACACCGGUCAAGAACAUCGCCAAUGUACGAUACACCAAUCAAUUCCGUUAUUGCAAUUCCAGCUGAGGGUGAAUAUGUCUAUCUCCCAUCAACCGGUACAGUGAAGGUCAAAGGAUAUGCAGUUCCUCAAGGCGCAGAUGGGCCAAUCACUUGUGUGGAGGUUUCUGGGGAUCAAGGUCGAUCAUGGGUCAACGCCAAGCUCAAUGCUUCAACCUAUACAUCAAGAUGGUGCUGGGCAUUAUGGACUGCAGACGUCAGGUUGGCCCCUGGACAAAAAAGAGAGAUAAUUAGCCGUGCAAGUGAUGCUGGUGGAAAUAUGCAGCGGUCGCAUUCAACGUGGAAUUUGCGAGGGAUGGGAUAUAACGGGUAUGGUCGAACAACCAAUUUGACGGUCAUGUAA